AUGCUGCGAGUCGUAGCCUCUUCUCCUGAGCCUUAUCGGGAUCUUCAAGCUACCGACCGUUCGCCUCUGUGGCAGCUAUUCAGCAGCAUCGUCUGUUUCACCCAGAACUACAUUGCAGCAAAGAAGACCGGACUGCCCAUCGUCAGCAGCCCAGUGUAUAGCAGAAGCCUACCUUGGCUUGCACUUUCGCCGCUCCUUGGUCCGCUUCUGCUCAAGGCGCCGUUUGGGCUGGGCUCAUGGGUGCGGUACAACCGCUACAUGUGGGUUUUGGAGGAGAAAGCCCGGAUGUUUCAGGAGAAGGGGAAAGUGUUUGUGGUUGUUAACCCCCGUAAAUUGCAGGUGGGGUACAUCUCAGCGGUCAAAUGCGAAAUGGUUUUAGCUGAUUCCGAGCAGAUAUACUCAGUAGACCUUGACGUUAUAAGACAGGUUUACCUAAGGAAGAAACAUUUCGAGCGCGAUUUGGAGGGAUGUGAGCAGAUGCCCGAGUUGUUGAAGCCAAGUGUCAGUUCCGCGUUUGGUGCGGAUUGGCAACGGCACAGACGUAUUACUGCUCCUCCUUUCAAUGAGAGCAACAUGAAGAUUGUCUGGCAAGAGUCCCUGACACAAGCUUCCGGACUCACUCAGUGGUGGAUUUCUCAUGGGACUGAUGGCUUUAGGAGCUCUUGUUCAGACACAAUGACUCUCGCACUUAAUGUCCUCGCAGCAGCCGGGCUGGGUUACUCGUGGAAAUUCGUAGCAGUGGGCCAGGAUAGCGAGGCCGACGACGAUUUCUCUGCGCGUUACCGUGACAAUCUUGCUGUGCUUCUUACCAGCAUUCGUCUUCUAGGCACGACACCAAAGUGGAUGUACGACCUCGGUCCCAACCACAUCAAGUAUUUGCCAAAAUUGUUCCGAGACCAUGUUGUGGCGUCGCAAGCAUUCCGGAAGCAGAUGCGACAGCUGGUCGAAGAGAGGAAGGUCGAAGUGGCCGCUGGUAGGGCCAAUGAGAACAUCUUCCUCAACGCGAUGAUUGCCAAAUCCGUCGAGAUGCGACAAGAAAAAACAGCCAAAACGUCUCCCGCUGGUGAUGACUUCGGACAACUAGACGCCAAUGGAAGCGGAGGGCUAUCGGAUGACGAGAUCUUCGCGAACAUGUUCGACUAUAACAUCGCAGGUCACGAGACUACUGCACACACUCUGAACUACUGCUUUCAUAUCCUCUCAGUCGAACCUCAAUGGCAGGAAUGGCUUCAAGAGGAAGUAGACCAUGUCUAUGGCACGUUGCCACUAGACACAUCCAGCCUAGAGUAUGAGCAAUACUUCUAUAGGCUCAAGCGCUGUCUGGCUUUCAUGUACGAAAUGCUCCGACUCUACAGUCCUGUCGUUGACAUGGAAAAAGACGUUCUCGGCAGGGGCCAAGAGCUGCGUGUCGAUGGCCGCACGAUAUUCAUUCCCGGAGGAUCUGAGGUUCACAUGUCCAAUCUCGCGGUGCAUCUGCUUCCUGAGUACUGGGGCGCCGACAGCGAAGAAUUCAGGCCAACGCGCUGGAUUUUGUCCGCCCCAAAGCCGUCCGAGUCUGCCAUUUCCGCUGAUGCUGUGGAUGAGACCCACAAAUCAGGCAAUAUGCUUGAUUUCGAGGAAGUCGCGCCCCCACCUGUUGCCAAAGAGUCUUUUUUCCCGUGGUCACUAGGUGCGCGCAACUGUCCCGGAAAGAAGUUCGCACAGGUUGAGUUCGUGGCCGUCGUGUCAUACGUGCUGCGGUUGUAUAGACUGGAGGCGGUUAAGCUCGAGGGAGAAACGCCGGAGAUCACCCGGAGCAGGAUCUGGGAAUGGACGAGAGAAAGCAAAGCGGAAAUUACGAUCAAUUUCCGUGAGCCUGAGAAGUACGCUUUGAGGUUGGUGAAGCGGCAGUAA
This is a messenger RNA of Diaporthe amygdali, 1893 nucleotides long. Its product is annotated as cytochrome p450. NCBI's taxonomy places the organism in Eukaryota, Fungi, Ascomycota, Sordariomycetes, Diaporthales, Diaporthaceae. Gene Ontology annotation, molecular function: oxidoreductase activity, acting on paired donors, with incorporation or reduction of molecular oxygen; iron ion binding; heme binding. Bases 1 to 1893 code for a protein of 630 amino acids. The record is from RefSeq and is a predicted model, not a curated record. The transcript has 4 exons.